Messenger RNA from Saccoglossus kowalevskii, 981 nucleotides. RefSeq names its product galanin receptor 2a-like. Gene Ontology annotation, molecular function: G protein-coupled receptor activity. Gene Ontology annotation, cellular component: membrane. Lineage: Eukaryota; Metazoa; Hemichordata; Enteropneusta; Harrimaniidae. Gene Ontology annotation, biological process: G protein-coupled receptor signaling pathway. The record is from RefSeq and is a predicted model, not a curated record.
AUGACACCAAUAACCAACACAACAAACAACACGUCCUCUGUACUGGCAAGUGCUGGAGAGAUGUCUUUUUUGAAUAUUAUUUUUGGAUUAGUCGGCAUAAUCGGUUUACUUGGCAACCUACUGGUCUGCGUUGUAUUUUUACGAGUGAGGCAUCUACGGACACUGACCAACUACCUGAUUGUCCACCAAGCUAUUAUCGACCUCACCAGUUCAGCGCUCACUGUCCUGGCCUACUUGGGACCACAGUUCAUCUACACGUCAGAUAGUAUUGGUGGUGAGAUCAUAUGUCGGUUUUGGAAGUCUGCCUAUUUGUUUUGGUCCACUGCUAUUGCAUCAGCCUUGAACCUGACGGUCAUCACACUGGAACGGUAUUCAGCAAUCAUAUAUCCGCUUCACUACGUUAAUAUAUUUACCUUCAAGAGGGUGGUUGGCAUCCUUGUUGCUGAAUGGCUAUGUGCUUUAAUUUUUAAGUCGUUCAACUUCUAUGUACAGCACUUUGAUCACGGAAUUUGCCUCUCGAAGAAGAUAUGGUUUAACGCCGAGUUUGGAAGAUUCGUUGGCAUUGUCAAUGUUACUGCCCAAUUCAUCAUCCCAUUGCUGAUUAUGUCUGUGGCAUAUACACGAUGCAUCAUGGCUUUGAGAAAGAGAUCGAUCGCUGAUGUACAAAUGGGAUCCGCAGAUGCUUCAUUAAAACGAGCCAGUAAAAAUGUUUUGAAAAUGCUGGUAGUGGUUUUCCUAGCAUUCAUCCUUUGCUGGGGACCAAAUCAGGUCAUGUUUCUUUCAUUUUGUUUGGGUUUUAAACUCGACUUCGGCAGUAAGCUGUAUCACGCUUCCGUCAUCUUGGUAUACACCAACUCAUCUGUUAACCCAUUUAUUUACGCACUGAAAUACAAACAGUUUCAAAACGGAGUACGUCUGAUAUUUGGCUGCAAAUCAAGAAACGGGGUUGAAAACACCAGCACUGUUCAGACUUUAUCCUAA